AUGUCGUCAGAGACGAUUGGCGGACUUGCUGAAGCACUUCAGCGCUUGAAGGGUGACAAUUCAACGUCUAAAUACAAAACAGACGUCGAGUUUGUCUAUACUUCAUCUCAAAAUUGGCCUCUCCCGCCUGGAGUCAACCUACCAGACCCAUACAAUCCUCCGAUACGUAUCGCCAUUCUCGAUUCGUCCUUUAAUCCACCUACAAAGGCACACCUAGCACUUGCUAUGGCGCCUCUUCCUGACAGUACCGGCAAGAGGACAUACGACGCCCGUAUGCUUUUGCUCUCCGUCACAAACGCGGACAAGAAGCUCAAACCGGGUGACGCGACUUAUGUACAGCGGCUGGAAAUGAUGUACAUUCUGGCGGAUGAAGCUAGUCGGCGGUCAGCGACGGAUCCAGCAAAGCCAGACGCGCCAUUUUGCGUUGCUGCAAUUGACGAACCGACGUUUGUCGGCAAGUCUAGAAAGCUGCGUGAAUUCAUUGAUAAUAGACUUGGUGGUCUGCAGCGUGCCGGUGAUUUACCACUGGCAAGAGUCGAACUAUACUUCAUCCUCGGCUUCGACACCGUCACUCGUCUAUUUGACCCACGCUUCUAUGGGAACUCGACGGAAGAGAUGGAUGCUGCGCUACGCAGAUUUUUCGCUCCGGGACCUGAAGGCGACAACUCGCAUGUGGUCUGUGCGCGCAGAACCAUGAACCAAGACGUGGACGUUAAGGCUGAAGAGGAGGCGUUCUUUUCUCAACCAGAAGUGGCCCCUUAUAGAGACUCAGGGAGCAUCCUGAUGUUGCAGUUGGAUCCUUUCCUUCAGACACUCAGCUCUACGCGAGCCAGGUCGUCUGUGCGAGCGUCAUACGAAGAGCCAGCGCUUGGGUCUGGAGAUAAACUGAGUGACUUGGUUCCAGUACGAAUAGCAAGGUAUAUCCAGGAAAAUAAACUGUAUUGA
Messenger RNA from Serendipita indica DSM 11827, 945 nucleotides. The record is from the annotation of a GenBank genome assembly. Lineage: Eukaryota; Fungi; Basidiomycota; Agaricomycetes; Sebacinales; Serendipitaceae.